Messenger RNA from Dimorphilus gyrociliatus, 598 nucleotides. The record is from the annotation of a GenBank genome assembly. Lineage: Eukaryota; Metazoa; Annelida; Polychaeta; Dinophilidae.
CUGAAGUUAGUGUGUCCGUAAGAUGGCUACUGGAGAAGGCUGUACGACCAAUUUUCAGCGAUUAUUAGCUGAAUUGGAACAGAACGAACUUGAACAUCCAAAUGAAAAUAACGAACAGAACUAUAGCUUACUUAUAGCUUUAUAUAUGCUCGAAAAUGACUUGAACAAUGCUCGUUAUACGUGGAAACGAGCGGCAGUUUGUUCUCCAGCUUCGUCCAGUGAACUUCAACAAGUUUGGAAUUGUGGUAAGAGACUAUGGGAAAAAGAUUACCAAGGUUUUUAUAAGGCUUUAAACUUUAAUUGGAGUGAACGCCUAAAGCCAGUAAUGUUUGAAUUGGAAGGACGAAUAAGGCAAAAAAUGUUAGAUCUUGUGGCGUUUGCCUACACUUCAGUUUCUCUCACUGACUUGUCAGCAUUUUUUGGUCUACCUGAGAAUGAGGCGGUCGAUAUGGUACAGAAACUAGGCUGGGCUUACAAUCAAGAGACUAGAAUGCUUUCUCCAGUAUGCAGGGAUAAAUCAUCUGUUGCUGGGCCCUCAACAAAUGAUCAUCUAGAAAGGUUGACUAAAUUUGUAAACUUUUUGGAAACUAUGAAUUAG